AUUUUUCUUUUCAGCCAAGCUAAGUCUAAAAACCUUUAUAGAAUCUCCCUUCGGAAAAAAAAAAAAAAAAAAGAAAGGAAAAUGGUAGGGGCAAAUCUGAAAUCGGAGACAAUGAAGUUGAUGGAGAAGAGAAGCGGGAUGGAGGCUGAGAUGAACGCUAUCAUUGAGCAGCUUUGUCAGCCUGGUGGUCCUGGUCUCUCUGGCAACCUCGUCGAUUCCGAAGGAUUUCCUCGAGCUGAUAUUAAUAUCCCAGUUGUUCGAGCUCAACGAAAUCGUCUUGCUGAAUUGAAAAAUGAUCACAAGGAAAUUACAGAGAAGAUAAGCGUAAAUAUUCAAGUUCUGCAUUCGUCAAGACUUACUUCCACCCCAAAAGAUUCAGGUGUUGAUGGGGGUUUGAUGAAUCAAAAUGCAUCAGUUGUCAGUGCCAGCGCGUCUGCAUCCUUGGAAAACCUUGUUCUCAGAGAUUCUCUGAGUGCCAAUGAUGUGGAUAUGAUUUCUAGUGUACCCUUUGCAAUGGUUGAUGAAAUAGCUGAUGCAUCCCCAGCAGCAGAGGAUGGUUUACAGCUUGGGGAUCAGAUUGUGAAAUUUGGUAAUGUGAAAGCUGGUGAUAAUUUGCUACGACGGCUUGCUUCUGAAGCUCAGGUGAAUCAGGGUCACCCAAUACCUGUCAUAAUUAUGAGACAAGGUGCAUUGGUUAAUCUCGCUGUGACUCCUAGAACAUGGCAAGGCAGGGGCCUGCUAGGAUGUCACUUUCGUAUCAUGUAAUUUUGGCUCAUAGAUGGAGCGGAAUAUGGCAAUUUGUUGCUUGUAUUCAUCUGUUGCAAGACAAUAGUCAGAUAGGCAUGUUGAGAUGACUUCUUUUUCUCCUACCUUGGACACUUGGAGGAUAUACCAAAUAUUUUGUUUUUGAGUGAUCCGGUGGUUUUAAUGCACCCUUAAGAUGUCCCUUUUACUUUCUUUAUAGCUUUUGGAUGGAUCCUUUAAAUGUUCUCUCUCUGUGCCAUGGAGGUGAAAUAGAGCCAGCGACUCCUGCCUGCUGUUGCUGUUAUUGUGUCAUUUAGCUUAUAUACAACUUGAAGCCUAUGCCUACAGAAAGAUGAAUAAAGUCAAUUUCUGGUAGGUGUUACAUGGUCUUGGGUUUUAGGAGAAACCACUACCAAACCAAAUCUAAUGGCUGAUUUUUUCAAUCCAAAGAUGAAUCAAGUUGUUGUUCAUGAGAAACUAUUCUGCUGGGUAGGAAGCCCCCUUCGAAUUUAAUUGAAUGUCAGCUAGUGAUAUUAUUUGAAGGAA
Molecule: messenger RNA, 1290 nt
Organism: Theobroma umbraticum
Lineage: Eukaryota; Viridiplantae; Streptophyta; Magnoliopsida; Malvales; Malvaceae
Product: 26S proteasome regulatory subunit
Biological process (GO): proteasome regulatory particle assembly
Cellular component (GO): nucleus; cytoplasm
Molecular function (GO): protein binding
Source: RefSeq, a predicted model, not a curated record